AUGGUAAGCUUGUCGGAGAUACCACCUCUUCAUCGUGAAGGUGUUGAAGCAAUGAAAAUUCAGGAAUGGUUUUCAGAUUUAAAUGAAACUAACAUCGAAAGAACAGUAAAUCUCAUUUUUGCUUCCCAAUAUUCAAAGCAAAGAGACCUUGCACCAAUCCUUGUUAACGAAUUAAUUAAAAUUGUCCCAUUGCGCUCUGAUUUGACCGCUCUUGUCCAAAUGUUGAAACUUUUAAAGUCAAGACAAGCACAAACAAACGCAAUUGGCACAAUAUUUUCAACAAUAAUGAUGUCUUCCCUCGCACUCGAAAUUGAAUACGAUAUUCAUGGCAUUGUUCCAUACUUAUUCUUCCUCAAAAAAUUGAUUACUGAAAAGGUAAUUGAAAUUUGGGAUCUUGUCGUACAAAUCAAGAGAUUUAUUCGCAACAAACCUAAUUUCCAAUUUUUAUGUUUUUGCUAUUUCGCGCCAGAAAUUCUUGUUUCAGACAAAGAGUAUUACGCUGAGCUAAAGGCCAACGCCCUCAAAGACAAGGUUACUGAGCCAAUAUUGACACAGUAUCAGGAAGGCUGGGCUGGCUUAGAAGCCAAUAAUUUCAAGAUUUUAAAGGAGCUUACAGAGUUCGGAUUCACCAAAUCGUCAGCUGAAUACCUCAUUGCUACAGAUAAUGUUAAAGCCCUCGACGAAUAUCUUAAAUCAAACAAACUCGAUUUCACCUACAGAAUCCCAGAAAACGCCUUUACACCAGUACAGUUUAUUCAAUGGUCCCCACAAGUUGCCGAAUAUGCUGCUUUUUAUGGCUCUGUUGAGUGUGUCAAACUUAUGUUAAGCAGAGGCGCAAAUUCAACAACGUUGUCAGCAUAUGCAGUUGCAGGAGGAUCUCAGAAGAUGAUAGACUUUGUUACAAAAUCAGGAAUUUCAUUUAAAGGCACAUUACGACUCGCAACUUAUUAUAGAAGAAUCGAACUAUACAAUUACAUCCUUCCCCGCAUUAAGAAGGAACAGCUUGCCAAGGAAGUUAACUAUGCCAUGGUUAGAGCUGCCGAAUCCAAUGAUAUUCGCCUCUUCCGUCAGACUCUUACAGAUGGCGGCCGCAUUAACUUUUACGAUGAAAACAAAGAGAGCCCACUUCUUAUUGCCGCAAAGAAAGGCAAUGCAGAGCUUGUAAAGUAUAUUUUGACAUUCCCCAAUGUCAAAACAGACGCUGCAAAUUGCUGGGGCAAGACAGCAGCAGAAUUGGCACCUAGAACUAUGGAGCAAUUAUUUGCAAAGAAAUAA
This is a messenger RNA of Trichomonas vaginalis G3, 1275 nucleotides long. RefSeq names its product protein ubiquitination. Lineage: Eukaryota; Parabasalia; Trichomonadida; Trichomonadidae. The transcript has a single exon. The coding region runs from base 1 to 1275 and encodes 424 amino acids. The record is from RefSeq and is a predicted model, not a curated record. Gene Ontology annotation, molecular function: protein binding.